Molecule: messenger RNA, 555 nt
Organism: Amoebophrya sp. A120
Lineage: Eukaryota; Dinophyceae; Syndiniales; Amoebophryaceae
Source: the annotation of a GenBank genome assembly
AUGCUGCAGUUUGCCCGCCGGCUGGCGGAGAAAACUGCUCCCAAGGGGCUGCUCGGGGCGAGCUUCUUCCAGAAUUUUAGAGGCAAAAGCACUGCAACGGCUACCUCCGCCGCAACCCGAGGAGCAAUCUUGCGCUCUUCCGGGCCUAGACGGUUUCUCUUCACCAACUAUGAAGCUCCCGGCGCGAACCAGGGUGGCUAUCAGCAACAUGCAUACUUCUCGCAACCGAUGUACAACCUGCUCUCCUCCAAAAUCUACAUCUACUGGGUAAAAACAUGAUGGAAAUUUGAGAUACAAUUUGUUCUAGUGAGUGUUUGCGCGGAUCACGGAAGCAGAAGAGACACGAACGCGAGCCAAAAAAACUAAAACUAACCUCAGGUCGUCGUUUUCGGUGUAGGAGCCAACAUGACGUUUUUGCCGAUGCACUUUCUGGGUUUCAACACCAUGCCGCGUCGUUACAACGAAUCUGCGGACGCCUGUCAAGGUUGGAACAUUAUGUGUACGCAGGGUUCAUUAAUCGCGGUGCUCGGGGUCUGGUAUCUCAAACGGUAUUAG